Rubroshorea leprosula is the source of this 805-nucleotide messenger RNA. The record is from the annotation of a GenBank genome assembly. Lineage: Eukaryota; Viridiplantae; Streptophyta; Magnoliopsida; Malvales; Dipterocarpaceae.
AUUUUAAUUUCUUUAUAAAUAAAAAAAUAAAACAUAAAAAAUUUGGUUAGAGAACCCAUCAGCCCAGCUCCAUACUUCUUGUCUGAAAUUGUACGAGCAACCACACGACCCACACCCAAUAGUAAGAAGCCCACUUCUACUAGGCCUGAUACUUUGUAGCCGUUAUUUUCUUCGUCUCGAAAGCCGUUUUUGCUUUUAUCGAUCAGAAGCCAAACGCAGCACAAUGGUCGGAAAAUUUUUCCGUCUAUGCAACCUCCGACGGCGACGGUGACAGUAGCACCCUUUCCCGCAGUCUCUCUUUUCCCACCCUCCACCCCCGAUAUCUCUUGCGCCCUCAUUCAUGGAGAGGAGCUAACUGGAGCCAAAUGGACUUUUGGUCCCAAAAUAACUGGAAGUGCAUAUGCUCUUCUAUGCUAUCACAUAUUUGGGAAGAGUAGGCUUCAUGAAGUUUGGUUGAAGAAAUGCUAUGGACCUAUCUACUGGUUAAGCAAUUUGUUAGUCUUGGUUAAGGGAGUCAUUUCCUUGCUAGUGAUCUUGGGAUUGAUUGCUCGUUACAUUGCCGCAAUAAUGAGGUUCUGGUUGUCUGGAUUAGCAGAGAUUGCAAUGUUUUCUUCCACAAAUCUACCUUAACUUCAUGGCAGGUAUAUUUUCCUACUCAUUUGAAACUUGAGAUCUAUUUGGUAUCACUUUGGUUUUUUGAGUUUUUCUGUUUCAGUGUUUCCUGCUUUUGUUUUUAGUUUUGUUUCAAACAGUUUUUUUUUUUCUUCUGUUUUUCUUUUCAAAAGAAUACAUUGAGUGGAAAACU